AUGUGCCUGCCCCCCCUCUCCGACACCCUCUCCCUCCCCAAAAUCCUCAAUCUAAACCUCGACUCCUCCUCCUCCCGAUGCUCCUCCCCCUCACCACCACCACGAUUCCACGAUCGCCAUCACCACCACAGCCACCACCAUCACUUCAGCAGACGACGAAGAAGAUCGAACAGCACAUGCAGCACCUGCAGUGAUACUUCUACAUCCACAUCCACAUCCACUACCACCUCCAUCUCCAUCCGCCCUCCACCGCGAAGCUAUCAUCCCCCUCAUCCGUCUCGCAAACCUCCGCCACCACCUGCACCUCGAGAGCGAGAUACUCACCGAACAAGUCGGACUAAGAUUCGAGACGUCGAGGAGACAUUCAUCCCGCUUCCGCCUGUAAGACCAGUGAGGAUUGCAAGGCCGUGGCCGCGCCCGCCUCCGCCGGUGGUUAUUGAUGUGAGGGAGAGGGAGAGGGAGUACCGUCGGUUGCCGGAUAUGGAGGCGGAGGAGGUGGAGUGUGUGGGGGUGUUUGAACCAGAGGAGGAGCGGGAGAGGGUGGAGGAGUGGGUGGUUAUGAGGGAGAGACGGGGGUGGAGGAGACCUAGUGGUGGUACUACUAUUAGGGAACGGGAGAGGUGGAAGGAGGUAGUUGGGGAAGAUGAAGAGGUGAUUGAGGAAGUGGACAGGGUGGAGAAGGAGGAGGAUAGGAGGAAUUUCAAUAAGCAACUAAGUUCUCCCUCCCAUGGAACCAAUGCGAAUCAUCAUGGCUGGGCUGUACUGCAACCGGCCGAUGACCUCAAUGCCCAUCCGUGUCCUCCGCAUGACGUCACGGUCUUUGUCCAGCUUUCCAGAGGGAAUCGCAACCUCUCCCACCGAAGGAGAAGCUCAUUGACUGCUCGUCCCCGGUUCCGCUUCUCCACGCUGCGCGGCUUUCAGCAGCCCGAGUUGAGCAAGAAGCUGAACCAGGUCAUCAAGAACGAGAAUGCUGCCAUUGGUGCCCAUGAGAAGGCCAGUCGCGAGCGCGUGUCCAUUGCGUCCCAGCUGUCCGAAUGGGGUGAAUGGACUGACGACGAUGCCGUCGCCGAUAUCACCGACAAGGUGGCUGUCUUGAUGGCUGAGAUCGGCGAGCAGGAGGAUACCUUCGCUCAGUAUCUCGAGGAAUAUCGCAUCGUGCUGAAGCAGAUUCGCGACACGGAGAACUCGGUCCAGCCAUCCCGCGACCAUCGGGCCAAGAUUGCAGAUGAGAUCCAGAAACUCAAGUGGAAGGAGCCACAUAGCCAUAAGAUCGAUACCCUGGAACAGGAGCUGGUCAGGGCGGAGGCUCAGAGUCUUGUUGCCGAGGCGCAGUUGACUAAUGUGACCAGGUCGAAGCUCAAGGAGGCAUUGGAUAUUCACACUGCUGCGGUCAUUGAACGAAACGAGAAACAAAUCUUGCUUGCUCGCCAUGCGCGUCGCGUUUUGGAACUGCUGGACGACACCCCUGUCGUUCCUGGUGACUCUCCCCACGAGUACGAUCGCACAUCUUCUACGAGACAAAUUCUCGAGGAGGCCGAGAAUGAUCUCCGUUCGUGGGAGAGCACCACCGUACCCAUCCAAAGUGCAGCAGGAGAGCUCCCAGACAGUACCCUUCUACCAACUGCUGCCCGUAGAGCUGCCAAUGGUCGCCCAUCAUAUGCGGCUGACACAGCGGUCUCGGACUCUGUGCGGGACGUCAAUGGUUCUGCAGAAGCUUCUUACGUUAAUGGCGCUGGUCCUGAGCGGUAUACAAAUGGCACUAGUGUUGAGCAAUAUGCCAACGGUACUGGCCAGCAGAGAUACGUUAAUGGCACCGGCCAAGAACGUUAUGCCAACGGCACUGGCCAGGAAAGAUAUGUCAAUGGGAACGCCGCGGAGCGACAAGUCAAUGGAACUGGCCGGGAGCAGUAUACUAAUGGUGGCACCACAGGAGCCUAUGCCAAUGGAGGCACUGCGCGAUAUGUCGAGGGAGUCGCGCCGGAGGAGUAUGAGGAUCGAAGUGCCACAGAAGAAUACGCUGGCCGUGCUCAGGAACAGAGCGCCACCGGUUUUGCUGAGCAGCAGUAUACCAGUCGUGCUCAAGAGCCGGUGGCCGCCAGUGCUGGCGAGGAGCGAUACCCCGGUCGUCCACUAGGGCAGGUCUUCACCAGCGCUGCUGAUGAGCGGUAUGCCACUGGUGGCACAGAGGGACCAUCAGUCCCCGCUAUUGAGGAACAGGCCACUCCUGCUGCUGCACAGGACCUAUACUCCAGCCAGACAGGCCGGGAUCAGGUGGUAGAUGGCUCUGUCCCGGAGGAAACUCUGAAAACACAGGACGAAGAGGAAGUGCCACGACCACCAGAUCCACGACUCUCAUACACCUCGCGAGGCUCAGAAGCUCCGCAAAUAAUCAGCCCAGUCCCGGUGCAGGCUCAGCCCGUGGCAGUCCCCAUCUGA
Messenger RNA from Aspergillus niger, 2436 nucleotides. RefSeq lists its product as uncharacterized. Bases 1 to 2436 code for a protein of 811 amino acids. Gene Ontology annotation, cellular component: plasma membrane; eisosome filament. NCBI's taxonomy places the organism in Eukaryota, Fungi, Ascomycota, Eurotiomycetes, Eurotiales, Aspergillaceae. The transcript is spliced from 4 exons. Gene Ontology annotation, biological process: endocytosis; eisosome assembly; negative regulation of protein kinase activity. Gene Ontology annotation, molecular function: lipid binding. The record is from RefSeq and is a predicted model, not a curated record.